UUCACUGCAACUCUUUCCCCGCCGAGUCCUAAUGGCUCCGCCGCCCUCGCUUCUCCUCCCUCUCUUCCUCUUCCUCUUCCUCCUCCAUUUUGUCGGUUCUCCACCUCGGCGCUGCCCAGCCUCGCCAAACGCGCGUCCCUUUCCGUCGAGGACCCCGGCGACGUCCUCGUCUCCCCCUCCGGCGCCUUCUCCUCUGGCUUCUUCCCCGUCGGCGACAACGCCUACAGCUUCGCCGUCUGGUUUAGCGACCCCCCAUGCUCCGGCGCCGCCUGCACCCCCAUCUGGAUGGCCAACCGCGAGGCCCCUGUCAACGGCCGACGCUCUACAUUAUCCCUCCUCGACUCGGGCAACCUCGUCCUCACCGACGCCGGCGACGCCGGCGGCGAGGUCUGGUCUUCCGGCACCAGCUCCACCUCCGCCGCCGAGCUCCACCUCAGUGACACCGGGAACCUCUUCCUCACCAACGGCAGCGUCCUCUGGCAAAGUUUCGACUCGCCGACCGACACCCUCCUCCCUCAGCAGCCACUCACCAGAAACACGUUCCUGAUCUCUGCUCGGAGCCAAUACAACUACUUAACCGGGUUCUACAAGCUUUACUUCGACAACGACAAUGUCCUCCGCCUCCUCUUCGACGGCCCGUCGGUGGGCGCGUACUGGCCGUUCCCGUGGCUCCAAAGUGAUCAUUAUGACCGAUUCCUCUACAACAGCAGCCGCAUCGCUGUGCUCGACCCCCUCGGCCGCUUCCGGUCCUCCGACAACUACUCGUUCUACACCUCUGAUUAUGGCGUCGCGGCUACGCAGAGAAGGAUGACCCUCGACUUUGAUGGCAACUUGCGGGUCUACAGCCGCGAGCUGGGCUCAACUGUCUGGGCCGUGACGUGGGAAGUGCUCAGCAUGCCCUGCUUCAUCCCCGGCGUGUGCGGCAACAACAGCCUCUGCAGCUACAACCCGACCAAGGGUCGGAGCUGCUCCUGCGUGCCUGGGUACGUUCCCAAGGUCCCGGGCGACUGGUCGGCCGGUUGCGUGCCAGAUUUCACGUUCUCCGACGGGUGUGUCACCGACGAGAUCAGGUUCGUGAAGCUCCAGUACGUCGAUUUCUAUGGCCACGACUACAACGUCAUCUAUAACACCAGUCUCGCGAAGUGCCGGCAGACUUGCCUGAACCUGUGCAACUGCCGAGGAUUCCAGUACAGUGCGUCGGGCUCCGGCCGCAUGUCCGAUUGCUACCCCAAGAUCGAGCUCCUGAAUGGCCAGAACUUGUCCAGCUUCACCGGCGAGUUCUUCAUUAAGGUCCCCAAGAAUAAGACCUUCACCGUGGACCAGCUGGUGAAGAGCACUCAGUACACUUGCCCUCCCACCCCGAAGGUGAAGGUCUUGGACAGGACUUAUUCCAAGAAACUCAAAAACGGGCCGUUGAACUUCAUGCUCUGGUUUGCCUGCGUGGUGGGAGGGAUCGAGAUGGUGGUGGUGUUCUUGGUGUGGUUCUUCCUGAUCAAGAACCAGCAGGACGUCACUUCUGCGCAUCAGAGCCACCUCUAUGCCGCAACCGGGUUCAAGCAGUUCAACUACAACGAGCUCAAGAAGGCAACGAGGAAUUUCAGCAAGGAGAUCGGGAGAGGCGCAGGCGGGAUCGUGUACAAGGCCGUAUUGCCAGAUGAUCGGGUCGUCGCAGUGAAGGUGCUCAGCAAUGCCACAACUGGAGAGGCCGAUUUUCUGGCCGAGGCUAGCACGAUCGGCAGGGUGAACCACAUAAAUUUGAUCGGGAUGUGGGGUUACUGUGCCGAGGGAAAGCACAGGCUAUUGGUAUACGAGUUCAUGGAACGCGGAUCACUGGCACAGAACUUGUCGUCACCUGAGCUUCAUUGGAAGAGGCGGUUCGACAUCGCAGUGGGCGCCGCAAAGGGUUUAGCUUAUCUCCACGAGGAGUGCUUGGAGUGGAUUCUGCAUUGCGACGUGAAGCCUCAGAACAUACUCUUAGACUCCAACUACCAACCCAAAGUUGCGGAUUUUGGGCUUUCCAAGCUAAUGGACCGAAGGAAGGUGAGGAAUUCCACCUUCUCGAGAAUUAGAGGAACCCGAGGAUACAUGGCUCCCGAUUGGGUCUCAAAUCUGCCCAUCACGUCCAAGGUGGACGUCUAUAGCUACGGGAUCGUCAUGUUAGAGAUGGUGACUGGAAUUAGCCCGACGACAAGUGUUGAUUCAUUGGAGAGCAGAGGGGAUGCCAAGAAAAUCCAGCUCGUCCCGUGGGCGAGGAAUAAGAAGACGGGGUCCCAUCUGGAAGAGAUGGUGCAUCCUGCGCUCAGGGGCGAUUACAACUUGAAGCAAAUGGAAGUCUUGAUCGAGGUCGCGCUCAAGUGCGUGGAGGAAGAUAAAAACGCCAGACCCAACAUGAGCCAAGUGGUGGAAAUGCUUCUUAGGCAAGAGAAUGAUAGUUAGAUUAGGGUGCAAGUGAAGUGAGAUUGAUUUAGGUGCUAUUUCUUUGGUCACACAUGAUGGGCUUCUUAAAAUUUUUAAAUUUGCAAUGGCUUGGCAUUAUCUCACUCUUUGAAGUUAUGAAAUUUGUUGACACCUGAUUUUAGCUAGUUGGUCACAUAAUAAAAA
Messenger RNA from Eucalyptus grandis, 2601 nucleotides. RefSeq names its product putative receptor protein kinase ZmPK1. Gene Ontology annotation, molecular function: ATP binding; protein serine/threonine kinase activity. The record is from RefSeq and is a predicted model, not a curated record. Gene Ontology annotation, biological process: protein phosphorylation; recognition of pollen. NCBI's taxonomy places the organism in Eukaryota, Viridiplantae, Streptophyta, Magnoliopsida, Myrtales, Myrtaceae.